AUGGAAUUCUUCAUGUUUAAAACAAUCACAGAUCUUAAGUUUUAUGAGUAUAACUACACGGCAUUUGAUAGUUCUAAUACUAGCUCGAUUUACAAUGAUGUGUUAUUCUACUCGGCCGAAAAGUUAAAGACAAAACUGGCUCUACUUGAUUCUGAAACUCUAAUGGAGUACUCUCAACAAAUGAAUGAGUUCAUUUUGAUUUGCAAUUUUGCCGGCAAACCUUGCAAAGAGAAUGCCUGGAUUAUUAAACACUCGUAUGAGUACGGCCUUUGUUACGAGUUCGACCCCGAAUACCAGAUGUGUACGGACCCGAGAAUACAGUCCGGCUGUGGAAAUGUAGCCUCAGCAGGCCAGCAAUAUGGGCUCGUAAUUCUGCUGAAUGUUGAUCAAGAACAAUCCAUUCCGUUUGUGACGUCAUCGACUGGUGUGUUAGUCAUACCGUCACAUAAAUACCAUGAUCAUGUCGAAACAAAUCAAGGGAUAUUUGUGCCUACUGGAUUCGAGGCAAACGUUGCGUUGAGAAAGCUAUUAUUAGUUUAA
Messenger RNA from Mya arenaria, 540 nucleotides. Its product is annotated as amiloride-sensitive sodium channel subunit beta-like. Gene Ontology annotation, biological process: sodium ion transmembrane transport. Gene Ontology annotation, molecular function: ligand-gated sodium channel activity. NCBI's taxonomy places the organism in Eukaryota, Metazoa, Mollusca, Bivalvia, Myida, Myidae. The coding region runs from base 1 to 540 and encodes 179 amino acids. Gene Ontology annotation, cellular component: membrane. The transcript is spliced from 5 exons. The record is from RefSeq and is a predicted model, not a curated record.